Molecule: messenger RNA, 1033 nt
Organism: Nothobranchius furzeri (turquoise killifish)
Lineage: Eukaryota; Metazoa; Chordata; Actinopteri; Cyprinodontiformes; Nothobranchiidae
Gene: myl6
Product: myosin, light chain 6, alkali, smooth muscle and non-muscle
Cellular component (GO): myosin II complex
Molecular function (GO): structural constituent of muscle; calcium ion binding
Source: RefSeq, a predicted model, not a curated record
GAGUGGCAGGGUAAUAUGAGCUUUUAUUCAACGUCUCCCCUGAAGCUGCAGCAGCUACACUCCCGCAAGAAUGUAAGAAAUGCUGCGAGGUACAUCCGCGCAUCUGACUGGCUGGAGCUGUUCAGGGCGCGUGACGUAAUCAGUGGGCGCGUGCUUCUUCCCUCCCUACCGAACUGGUUAGCUGUGUCCGUUCAGUGCAGUCGUAUAAUCUCCUGUGGGUCAUCUAAACACCGAAAAAUAAACAUGUCUGACUUCACAGAAGACCAGAUUAUGGAGUUUAAGGAGGCCUUCUUGCUGUUUGACCGGACGGGUGAUGGGAAAAUCACCUACAGCCAGUGUGGAGAUGUGAUGCGAGCCCUGGGUCAGAACCCAAUCAAUGCUGAAGUGCUCAAAGUUCUUGGAAACCCCAAAAUGGAAGAAAUGAACAACAAGCUGCUGGACUUUGAGCAGUUCCUGCCCAUGUUUCAUGCCAUUGCCAAGAACAAGGACCAGGGCUCGUUUGAAGACAUUGUUGAAGGUCUGCGUGUCUUUGACAAGGAGGGAAACGGCACGGUGAUGGGAGCAGAACUGCGUCAUGUUCUUACCACAUUAGGUGAAAAAAUGGCAGAAGAUGAGGUGGAGACACUUCUGGCGGGACAUGAAGAUGCUAAUGGGUGCAUUAAUUAUGAAGAACUGGUCCGGAUGGUGAUGAACGGUUGAAGAUUUCAGACGUCUCUUCCACCUUUCAUUUUUUUCCCCAGUUUUUUAUUAUUAUUAUUUUUGUAAAGCUGUUCUCGUCUUGCCCUUCUGUCUGUGUCAUCCUACCUCUCAACAAGGCUGUUCUGUUGUUACUGUAGAUUUUUUUUUAAGUGCCUUUUCUGUCUAAUGUGAAGAGACUUCAUCUCAUUUCCCAAAAAUGUAUUAUUGCUUGCCGGCACAAUCGGUGGUAAAUCUCUCUUAACGGGUUUAUUUAGUUGGUCUGAAGUUUGCUGUGUUUCUUUUCAUGACUUCACACAAUGUGAUCCGUUACAAUUAAAGAAUUAAAAAUGUUUAA